AUGGUCGGCUUGGACGGCUCACCCGCCUCGCAGGGGCCCAGUGGAAGCGCGGCGCUUGACACCGCCCGCGUGGACGAGCUUGCCACCGACCUGGUCAGGACUGUCGAAACUGGCCGAAGACAGCUACACGAGGAAAGGGAGAAGCUCAUCUUGGAGUUUGAGGCCUCCCGUGUCCAACUGCAUACUGAGUACUCGCACAGGCUGCUGCAAGCAGAUGAGGACCUGCGCUCCGUGCAGGAGGAGCGCUCCUCCCGACGUGAAGCCUCGUUUGUGAACUUGCACGAGAUUGUCAACCUUAACGUUGGGGGCAAAACGUACACGGUGAAGCGUGAGACGCUGUGUGUUUGCCGGGGGUCCUUCCUGGCCGAGCUGUUUUCGGGGCGCUGGGACCGGCUUCUUCAAAAGGACGACGAAGGUCAGUUCUUCUUGGACAUCGAUCCGGCAGUCUUUGAAAUCGUGCUGGCUUGGCUACGGGAUUGCAAGAUCGAGAGCCCGACGCGGCCCGCGUCGUGUCCGACCGUCCCCGUGGAGCACAUGCAACACUUUCAGGCCGCGGUGGAUUAUCUGGGCCUGCGGCCUUUUCUAGCCGUUGGCGGCCUGGGACCCAACGGCUGGGCUUCGAGCUCUAUGCCGGAGGCCCCUCUGAGAGAUGGAGGAGUUCCAGGCCCUCCGGGAAGCUUUCUGAAGGCCGCAGGUUCUUUGAGCUCCUUCUUGUCCUCUUGGCGAUCCUCGGGCUCCACACCGCCCGUCCGAGCAAGUGAGGCACAAACCCUGCCAACUCCGAGUGCUGCAUCAGAGCCUGCGAUGCCUGCGAUGCCUUCGAAGGUCGUGGGUUGGUCACAACGGAGCUCAGACCCCGCAGUCUGCAGGAGGGAUGAGGAGGUGACGUUGGCUCUUAUCCCAGAAACCCGUGGCUCUGCCACGGCCCGUGCGACUCGUGGCUUCCAGAGCGGCCAGCACUGCUUCGGAGUGAAAGUCGUCACGGGCGCUGAUGGUUUGGUUGGUCUCGUAUCUCCGCAGUGGAGCGUAGCAGCCGCUGCGGCCUUGCCUUUGGGCCGUUCACCGCACUCUUGGGCCAUAGCCUCGGAUGGCAGUGUCUGGGUGGCAGGAAGGGAGCUGGAACGCCUCCCGGUGACUUUCGCAGAAGGGAGCUGCAUUGCCUUCGUUCUCACGCUGCCAGCAGUGGGACUGCGGACGGCCACCGUGUAUGUCGACGGUCAGCCUUUCGAGAAGGUCUUCACGGACCUGCCCGAUACUGUGUAUCCGGCAGCAUCAAAUGUGAGAUUGCCAGCCCAGUUUCGACUUCAGUGCGAUCUCUCCUUGGAGGACCUCAUCCAAUCCAAUGCUGUGGAAGCCGCACCACCGACCGUGUGA
Molecule: messenger RNA, 1374 nt
Organism: Symbiodinium sp. CCMP2592
Lineage: Eukaryota; Dinophyceae; Suessiales; Symbiodiniaceae
Source: the annotation of a GenBank genome assembly